UGGAAAAGCAGAUCCACGAUGUGUAAUUAUACAUUUACAGGUAGAUUCUGAAGAGCCAGUCUUUGAGGCUGUCAUCAACUGGGUGAAGCAUGCCAAGAAGGAGCGAGAAGAAUCCUUGCCUGACCUGCUACAGUAUGUGCGGAUGCCCCUGCUGACACCCAGGUAUAUCACAGAUGUAAUAGAUGCUGAGCCUUUUAUCCGCUGUAGUUUACAGUGCAGGGAUCUAGUUGAUGAAGCGAAGAAGUUUCAUCUGAGGCCUGAACUUCGGAGUCAGAUGCAGGGCCCCAGGACAAGGGCUCGUCUAGGAGCCAAUGAAGUGCUUCUGGUCGUUGGGGGCUUCGGAAGCCAGCAGUCUCCCAUCGAUGUGGUGGAAAAAUAUGACCCCAAGACUCAGGAGUGGAGCUUUUUGCCAAGCAUCACUCGUAAGAGACGUUACGUAGCCUCAGUGUCCCUACAUGACCGGAUCUAUGUAAUUGGUGGCUAUGAUGGCCGUUCCCGCCUCAGUUCAGUGGAAUGCCUGGAUUACACAGCGGACGAGGAUGGGGUCUGGUACUCUGUGGCCCCUAUGAAUGUCCGACGAGGCCUUGCUGGGGCCACCACCCUGGGAGAUAUGAUCUAUGUCUCUGGAGGCUUUGAUGGAAGCAGGCGUCACACCAGUAUGGAGCGAUAUGACCCCAACAUUGACCAGUGGAGCAUGCUGGGAGACAUGCAGACAGCCCGGGAAGGCGCCGGACUAGUAGUGGCCAGUGGAGUGAUCUACUGUCUAGGAGGAUAUGAUGGCUUGAAUAUCUUAAAUUCAGUCGAGAAAUACGAUCCCCAUACAGGACACUGGACCAAUGUUACACCAAUGGCCACCAAGCGUUCUGGUGCAGGAGUAGCCCUGCUGAAUGACCAUAUUUAUGUGGUGGGGGGAUUCGAUGGUACAGCCCACCUUUCUUCUGUUGAAGCAUACAACAUUCGCACCGAUUCCUGGACAACUGUCACUAGUAUGACCACUCCACGAUGCUACGUAGGGGCCACAGUGCUUCGGGGAAGACUCUAUGCAAUUGCAGGAUAUGAUGGUAAUUCCCUGCUGAGCAGUAUUGAGUGCUAUGACCCUAUCAUCGACAGCUGGGAAGUGGUGACAUCCAUGGGAACCCAGCGCUGUGAUGCUGGUGUGUGUGUUCUCCGAGAGAAGUGACCAUUGUUGGAACACCAUCCAGAGCUUGUGACCAGUCCAAAGGACAGUUUGUGGGAGAAUCAAGGAUCCUUUUCAGAAUGUUUGUUUCUCACUCUGUGCACAGAGUGAUUAUAGGCACCGGUGCAGUGAUGAUUGUACUUAUUUGACACACACUCCCCUUUGUGCUGGUUGUUGUCCCCGAGAAGGGUGGGUGACAGAUAUCCAAGGGAAGAGAACGCACACUGAAUGGAUGUCAGAAACCAGACACCUCUCCCUCUGGUUUGGAGAGCACUUUCUUGUCAUUUCUAACUACCAUGUGCUUGGGAAGCUAUACAUAAGUUAUGCCUCAUAUAUUGCAGACAACUAAGGUGAGUGUGGCCUACUAGAUGUGGGCAAUAUCCAGGCUAGAUAAUUAGAAGGAUACCAACUUGAGUAAGUUUGGUAAAAUCCAAGUGUUUUUGUUUUUUUCUAGGAACAAAUAUUCUAAUCUACAGGUAGGUAGGGGCAACACAGUUUCAUUCUGGAGGAAAACAAAAGGGAGAGCCCUAACAAAACUUUGGGGACCAGGGAGAGAGAUUCAUGUGACACUCCCUUGGGGGGGCAGGGUUGGUAUAUCAGAACUGAGGUUGGGGUAAGUGAAGUAAACUGAAUUUAAUGGAAUGUGAGUGAACCUCAAACACCACUGAAGUAUAACCUGGAAGACUGAAAAAGGUAUAUUAUUUGAAGGACUUUUUAUUUCCCCAAGGUCUUUGUAGAGUGUCGAGCAUCUUGGCACUGGAGACUGAGAAAAUAACAGUGAACAAAUGUUGGGAUAAGAGGAGAUGGCAUAAAUGUGGGCGUUCAGUAUACCUGGGGAUGAAUUAGAAGUACCUGUGAUUUUACAAUCGUCUUAUUCUCUGCCAGGGCUCAUCUAGCCAUGGCAAUGUUUGCUCGGAAUGGGUGAAAGACUUUCUGUGUUGAAUCAAAUACUACUACACUAUUACUGUUACACUUCCACGUUAUUUAUUUGGGGAUGGGUUGGGGGUGGCAGCAGCCUAGGAGUUCAGCUACCUGAUUACUGCCCCAUUCUUUUAAGGGCACACUUCUGCUAAGGAGUGGUUUUUACUGCUGUGUUUGGUACAUUUAGUCUUUUUCCUGCUAUAAGUGUCCCUUACCUGUCCUUAGAGUGGAUUUUAUUCAUCUCAGAAUAGUCAACAACAACCAAGCUUCUUUUGUUAGUUCCAGUACCUCUGCUAUCAACAUUUCUGAGCUACCAGUCAAGGCUUGUCUGUGUCAUGGAGUGAAAUUCUUGUUUUAUGGGUACUGGGAGUGUGGGGAUAUGAUAAUCUAAACAAGGAUGCACUUUCCCUUUGUUCUGAAAUUCCAUUUUUUCCUCUUACCCUGAAUUGUAUUGACCUACAGAAUUAAUUUCCUUUGUAUUUUUUUAAGAAAAUAUUAAAAAUCAACUGUCUC
Molecule: messenger RNA, 2611 nt
Organism: Propithecus coquereli (Coquerel's sifaka)
Lineage: Eukaryota; Metazoa; Chordata; Mammalia; Primates; Indriidae
Gene: KLHL12
Product: kelch-like family member 12
Exons: 8
Coding region: 143-1180 (345 amino acids)
Molecular function (GO): protein binding
Source: RefSeq, a predicted model, not a curated record